Messenger RNA from Rubroshorea leprosula, 1149 nucleotides. The record is from the annotation of a GenBank genome assembly. Lineage: Eukaryota; Viridiplantae; Streptophyta; Magnoliopsida; Malvales; Dipterocarpaceae.
GCCGGAGAUGAACCCAGCCAAAAACCCACGCCCCCACUCGAGAAAUUGGUAAGAGAACUUGAUGAUUUUGUUCUCUUCUUGUUCAAGAACAAGUUUAGGACUUAGAAAUCUUCUCCCUUGUAGAAAAUUUUCCAAAUCUACUGUCUUAUUCCUUCUCUGCCGCCGGCUGCUCCUGCUUUGUGGGGGCGAAUUGCUCUGAUUUUUCGGUUCUCCAAUUUUGGGAAUAGAUCCCGAAUUUCUCCUUGAAUUACCGUCAGCCUUCCCACCGCCAGCCCCAAUUUCUUUGCUUGCUAAAUUUUCUGGUAGUGAGACCUGACGCAUGGGGAGCCCGGGGGAGUGACUAGCUAGACGGCUAGGCAUCAUUUUGGACUUAGGUUUUUGUAGUUAGGCCGUUAGUCACCCAUGCUUGACAUAGAAAUUUUUGUGUACAGAACUUAGUUUUAGUCAUGAUUGUAUAUAUGAAGUUAAUAAUUUUGUACAUCUGACUAGUAAAUAUUUGGCUUAGAAUGCCUCUAAUCCAUUGAUGUGCAAAAUCUUUCCCUCAACUCUCCCUAGUAAUGCUCGAACUUGGUAUUAUAGUCUACCCCCAAGAUCUAUUAGCUCUGAUACAGAGAUGACAUCUGUCUUUGCUACUAAGUUCUCCAAUAGAAGGUUAAUCAAGAAAACUACACCUAAACUUAUGCGAAUCAUACAGAGGGAAGGAAAAUCCUUGAAAAAUUACAUGAGCAGAUUCAAUGAUGCAGUUCUGGAGGUUAGCUCAUUUGAUCAAGCUAUAGGAAUUGCAGCCAUAAUUCAGGGCCUCAAACACGAAAGAUUCAGGGAUAGGCUAAUUAAGCAUCCUCUUACUACUUUCAAUGAAGUUAAUGACAGAUCUUUGAGGUUUAUAACUACUGAGGAAUAUGCUUUAUCACAAAAACCAACUCCUGUAAAGAAUCAAAACUUGGUUUGGAGAGAGGAGGGCCAGAAUAGGAAAGGAUUGAAGACAGUACAAAACCGAGGUCCGAUGUCGACCUCCACACCGAGUUUCAGAAGACCGAAUUCAGCACCUCCUCAACAAACUCCCAGUAAAGCACCAGUUACAUGAACUCCUUUUAAUUUGUCGAGGUCAUAGAUAUUUAUGUAGAUUAAGAAUAAGAUGGCGUGAGGCGA